AUGUCUCAAUUUGCUGCCACGAAAAAUCCUCCUUGGGUUAGAGCCCAAACGAAUUUGGUGCAACCGCCGGUACCACCAGGCUCCUCCCUCCUGACCGCCCAGCAGGUGAACUCUGCCGCCUCAUUGGCCGCUGGGGCAGGCAACCCCCUGGCGGUGGUGGCCCAGAACCAGCAGGCUCAACAGGUGAAUCCUGCAGUCAGUGCUUCCUAUACCACUGGUCUGGCAGCCCUAACGUUGACACAGAGUGCUUUGCAACAAGGAGCAAUGUUACAGCAGCAGGGUCUGGCCAUUCCUGCUUCUCUAGCAGCAACCACACAAGUAGCAAAUGUAAAUAGUGGUAUGGUUGUCGAGAUUGGUCGCCUGCCGCAGCCUGGAGUUGCUCUUCCCACCUCCCUCACCACCUCUCAAGUUGCAACCGUCAGCUAUCCUGCACCUCGAUUGCUGGCUCAAGCCACGCAGUAUCAGCAACCGCAACCACAUCCGCACCAGACCGCAGCAGCAGUGGUGCAACAGGCUGCCCAGCAAGUGGCUCAACAACAGGCUGCUGUGGCUGCAGCAGCUGUGGCACAGCAGCAGCAGCAACAACAACAGCAGCAGCAACAUUCUGUUCAGCAGGCAGCUGUCCAGCCUCAGUAUAAACAGAGAGUAAUAACUGGGAUUGUGACAAAGUUGCAUGACAAUUUUGGAUUUGUGGAUGAAGAUAUUUUCUUCCAAACUAGUUCUGUGAAAGGCACCAUGCCUAAAACUGGCGAGAGGGUCCUGGUCGAAGCCACCUAUAAUCCGAGCAUGCCUUUUAAGUGGACUGCUACUAGAAUACAAGUUCUUCCUAAUCAAGUAGUUCAGGUGAAUGUCCAACCAACCAACAACACCCGUCCUCAGUUGUUACAGCAGCAACAACGCACGCAGCCAUUAGGGCUUCCCCCUCAAGGUGUAAACCCACUGAGCCUGGCAGCCAAUCAGCCGGCCUUUUCUACCGUCGGACAGCUCAUGGAAAGCUUAGGUCAACAACAGCAACGGUUGAAUAUUCAGCAAAAUAAUCAACAUAAUUGGAUUCAAGAAGUGGAUUACGGAGAGGUGAUAGAUGGCAAAAUGUCGAGAAUGAACCAGCUGGGCAGACGCCAGCACUCUCCCCCUCGCAGAGAAAGGGAUCUGAGGCGAGAGCGGUACAGGGACCGGUACUCUCCCCCUCCCCCGAGGAAGAGAUCUCGCUCCCCGCCCCCCAGGCGACCCAGCAGGAGCCCACCCCCCAGGAGGAGGCCCAGGAUCAUUCCGAGAUACACCGUUCAGAUACCCAAGAUUUCUUUGGAUUUGAAAAUCGGCAAUGUGAUGGAGCUGCGCAAGAGAUACUCCAACCUCUACAUCCCCUCCGAUUUCUGCGGCGUCAACUUCCUGUGGCAGGAAGCCUUCCCUCCCCAUCGGCCCUUCUCCAUGGACCACCCCUGCACUUUCCACAUCAUCGGGAAAGACGCUGAGCCCGUCUUUGAAAACGACGCUGUCCUGGAUGCUCCGGAUGCAGAUUAUUCUUAUAGUGCAAAAGUGAUGCUGAUGUCCUCUCCCGCCCUGGGUGAGAUCUUCCACAAGUCCUGCUCCCUGGCCGAGGACGGGGAGGACUCCAGGGAGAACCACGUGCACCCUGCCCGCCUCCUCCAGUUCCUGGUGGGCCUCAGGGGCAAGAACGAGACGGUGGCCUUAGGGGGCCCCUGGUCCCCCUCCCUGGAUGGCCCCGACCCGGACAAGGACCCCUCCACCCUGGUGAGGACCGCCAUCAGGACAUGCAGGGCGCUGACGGGCAUCGACCUGGGCAAGUGUAUACAGUG
Uloborus diversus is the source of this 1817-nucleotide messenger RNA. Its product is annotated as cell division cycle and apoptosis regulator protein 1-like. The transcript has 11 exons. Gene Ontology annotation, biological process: regulation of DNA-templated transcription. Gene Ontology annotation, cellular component: nucleus. The annotation marks the transcript as partial. Lineage: Eukaryota; Metazoa; Arthropoda; Arachnida; Araneae; Uloboridae. The record is from RefSeq and is a predicted model, not a curated record.